Mobula hypostoma (lesser devil ray) is the source of this 1742-nucleotide messenger RNA. It is a transcript of the gene sox18, whose product is annotated as SRY-box transcription factor 18. Gene Ontology annotation, molecular function: DNA-binding transcription factor activity, RNA polymerase II-specific; RNA polymerase II cis-regulatory region sequence-specific DNA binding. The transcript is spliced from 2 exons. Gene Ontology annotation, biological process: angiogenesis; positive regulation of transcription by RNA polymerase II; lymphangiogenesis. Lineage: Eukaryota; Metazoa; Chordata; Chondrichthyes; Myliobatiformes; Myliobatidae. The coding region runs from base 96 to 1229 and encodes 377 amino acids. The record is from RefSeq and is a predicted model, not a curated record.
AAGUUGUUAAGAUUUGAAGGUUGUGAUUGUUUAAGUAAUCCGCCUUGUUGAAAGCAGCUCGCUAUAAACGGUCAGAUAAAAGUGUUUUGGCUGGAAUGAGUAUUUCUGAGGCCGAAUAUUGUUGUGUAGAGGAUUCGCCGCCCGGAGGCUCUGGCUUGGACACGGCCGUUUCUCCAUGGGCUCAGUCCGAGAGCCCUGUCUCUCAAACCGGUCUUGCGUCUGCUCAACCCACGAGUAAAGUGGAGGGGAAAGGCGACUCGGAAUCGCGGAUCAGACGCCCUAUGAACGCUUUCAUGGUGUGGGCAAAGGACGAGCGUAAAAGGCUGGCUCAACAAAAUCCCGAUCUCCACAAUGCAGUACUAAGUAAAAUGCUUGGGCAGUCAUGGAAAUCGCUUCCAUUUGAAGAGAAGCGCCCAUUCGUGGAAGAGGCUGAGCGACUCCGAGUUCAACACUUGCAAGAUCACCCCAACUACAAAUAUCGACCACGCAGGAAGAAACAGAGUAAAAAAGUCAAACGAAUGGAGACCAAUCUUCUGGCGCACAACCUGCCUCGGAAUCAUGGCACCGUUCUCAGAACCAAUCAGGGAGUUAGCGGCGACAACUUCACCAGGAAUCAACACCAGGGAAGAUCCUCCGGCCAACAUCAACUCCCUUCGCUUAGUCACUACAGAGAUUUGCAUGGACUGGGUUCGGAGUUCGAGAACUAUGGCUUGCCUACUCCCGAGAUGUCUCCCUUGGACGUGUUGGAUCCAGUGUUCUUUCCGUCACAGGCGCAGGACGACUGUAAUAUUUCCUUCGGAAACUACCCUCAUCACAUAGAUUACAGUAGAGAGAAGACAGAUGCCUUGUCCUACCCAGACCAAAUCUCUGCCAACGUGGGUGAGUUGGUUAGGAAUCCACAACAUCUCUAUUACAGCCAGUUGUGCCCUGGAGGUCAGGGCAGCAUUUCUGCUCACCUGGGGCAGCUCUCACCUCCCCCCGAGGCGCAACGCAUUGAUUCUGUGGAGCACUUUGGUCCGUCUGAGUUUUGGACAGAUGUUGAUCGUAGUGAGUUUGACCAAUAUUUAAAUCUGGCAAGGACUCGUCCGGACACCUCUGCACAAACCUUUCACGUCUCUCUGUCGAAACUGAACCCUAGAGGUGUGUCCGCAUGCGAGGAAAGUAGCUUCAUCUCGGUUCUGUCGGACGCCAGCAAUGCUGUCUAUUACAGCGCAUGUCUUACUGGCUAACUCGCUGCACUCAAACUGUUAAGUUCCCGUGAUGGUUUAUUCUCAGUACAUCUUUUUUUAAGGAGUCAUUAAACUGUUAUUGCAGUCACAUAUUUCUUUCUAUUUCAACUGAAAUGUGCGGAAAUCACUGGUUGAGUUCCGAUUCGGGAAAGGGGUUAAUAAAAUGAACCCGAAAGUAACGAGUGACUGGUUGUAAAACAAAUGAUAAGGGCAUUUUCGGUGUCUGAAACGAAUUAAUACUAAAAGCUAACAUGUAUCCGUCAGAGAUUAUAACAAAACGGAAUAAUUUUUUGUAAGCCAUUAUGUAGCAACACGUAUAAAAUAUGAUCGGACUACAUUAGUUUAAAAUCCAAAUGGAAAUGUAAAUGUUGAGAUUUUUUUGAACUUUCGUUUCAGCUUUUGGUGGAUAUACCACAAUAUUUUGGCGCUUUAAAAACUGUUUUUACUGCUAACAUUCAGUGUAUAAUUCUAACAAAGUCUCACUUUUAUAAAUAAGGUUUUUAUGUUGUAAUU